AUGAAAGACAAGGUAACUGGCGCGGCAUCGGAGAAUGGCGACGAACCCAACAGCAACACUGGCAAAGGCACCAAUAAACCGAAAAGGCCCAGCCCCACCAAUUUCGGUCGCAGCUCUCGUCAUGCUUCCCAUCCCAGUCGCGGUGGCGGAGCACAGCGCCGAGUGUCGUUGUAUGAAAGCAGCAGCAGUGCCAUCAGCGCGUUGAGCGGCAGUACCGGCGACGACGAUGACGACGAUUUUGACUUUUCCCACAUCGCUCCGCUCGGUCGCUCGAAAGGCGAACGGACGAUCAGCACUACCAUACGCCUUUCCAAACAGGGCUUUCGACACAAGCGGACCGACAACUUCGCUGUUCAAUCGAUCCGACGGGGCAGCGAAGACUGGAAAAAUCUGAUCAAGCCAUUCGUGGCCGAUUUGGUCUUUCGCUCGCUCAUUUGCCGCCGUUUUCAGUCGGAAGUCUCGUUUAGACCGUACACCGCCCACGCUGCCGUUCUCUUUAUUGAUUUAUCCAGCUACUCCAAAAUUACCACGGCCAUUGCUCAUCGCGGUGCGCACGCACUCAGCUCUAUCGUCAACGCCUAUUUGUCACGCCUGCUCCAGUUUGUGCACAGCCACGGUGGCGACGUUGUCAAGUUUGCCGGGGAUGCUGUGCUUGUCGUGUGGGAAGGAGAACAGAGCGAUUUAGCCAUGAAUGUUCUUUGUGCAGCAAGAUGCGCGUUAGAAAUGCAAAAAACGGCCGGGUCGCAUCCGAUAGACGGUAGUUCCAUGAUAUUUCAAAUACAUUGUGGAUUGAGUUGCGGACGUAUCGAGUCGGAAAUUUUUGACGCUCCGACACACGUGAACAUGCAGCGUUACUAUCACGCUGUUAGUGGCGAAGCACUGUUGGAAAUCAGUGAGCUUGUGGAUUUGGCAUGUGCGGGGGAAAUUUGCGCAUCCGAAGCAUGUCUCGGGCUCUUAGGCAGCCAUGGACGGUACCGUAUUAUCGAUCUCGCCAAGCAGACCGAAGUGGGUAAAUUUGGCAUGGGAAAGAUUUUGACCCAUCUAGAUGUGGAGGAGUCCCUAUCAAACGAGAUGGAACUUCACAUUGAAAGUACUCUCAUGGAUCGUAUGGCGCGACGAAAUAAGCAUAUUGAAGAGAAUUUCAUUCAUCCAAGUGUUAUUCGCCAACUCAACCACGGUGGAUUGUCACCAACACAGAUUGCGCAGAUGCGCAGUCUUUGCGUUCUAUUUAUUGCUAUGACUUCCCAUGGUAGUGCAGUGAAUUGGUUGAUGGAAGUUCAAGGGGUGUUAGACAAGUACCGCUGCCCCAUUGUACAAAUCAUCGACGACGACAAGGGCGUUCACGUUACCGCAGCCAUCAAUCUUUACGAAGCAGUUCCAGAAGCCAGUAUUCUAGGUCUGGAUCUUUGCAAAGAGCUGGUCGACAAGCACGUUGGCUGUGCGAUUGGAAUGGCUGCGGGAGCUACAUUUUGCGGCGUCACAGGCUCGAGUUCAAUCGCCUGUCGCUGGGAUAUUACCGGAGGCCCUCCCGUUCGAGCCGCGCGUCUCAUGCAAUUCGGUAUGCAAUUUGGUCACGAGGUUGUUCUGGAUCAAUCAAUCUAUGACGACCCAGUGGCAGCAGUCCGCAUGGUUGCGUUAAACGCUGGAAUCUACAUCAAAGGAACGGAUGGGGUGAGUCCAAUAUACACACUCUCCGAGUCUACAGACUACUCAGCAUUUCGAGUAUUAGAGACGGUCCAUGGCGCAGUACACGACGAUGUAGUCCGGAAAAUUCAAAAGAUGAUUAACGGAGAAAGCACUCGGUGCGCGUGUUUAGUCACCGGGCCAACGCUCUCUGGUAAGAAGAUUGUUUGUCAGAGGGCGGCCGGCUACGCUGACUUGGUUCCUUAUCUCCACGUUUGUGAAGAAAAUAGCGGCCUAUUACAACUGGCGAAAACGAUGGCCACUUGGUUCAAAUAUCUUGAUGACGACGUCGUAAAGCGUGGAGCAAAGGACGUCCUUGACUACUUGGAGAAAGGCCAUUGGACAAGGGCGCACGAUGAAUGUGUCCGACUUGUCACUUUGAUCAUCGACAAAGGAAUGAAUGCUUGUUUCGUCGUAGAUCGAAUCCAGUUUCUAGACGAGUUUUCGUUUUCGCUCAUCCGUGAGUGUCUUCGAGGAAGAGCAAAAGUCGAUCGCCUAUCGAGCCGCCUCUCUGUCGGAUCCGAGUCCUCCGAUGGUAACGCAACUGGACGUAUUUGCUUUCUUUGCACGCACGUGCCCCUCUACAACUGGAUGUCAGCAACGGAUAUCGUGGAACAUAUUGCGCGUUCGCACCAAAGGAUAAGAAUUCCGAUUUUGACUGUGGCACAAACAGAUAUAGAGUCCCUUCGUACUAUGUUUCGAGAUUUGGCUGACAUGAAUGUGAGCGAUCGUUGGCUCACUACGUAUGCGCAAGGUUCCGGAUAUUGUGCUGGAUAUUUUGUUGAACGAUCAGCAGCGUCCAGAAUCUUAUCUGCCCAACUAUGGAAUGAAGGAAAACCCGGCUAUGCUGUGACGACGGAGGACAUCACCCUGUACAUUCCUCCAGGUCUCAUGGGAAAAAAUUUACACAUGACAGUUCAACAAACAUCAGCAGAGAUUGUUAUGAGAUUUUCACAGGUAUUCGAUGAGCUUCCACCCCUCUUUCAGACUUUAGCAAAGAUCCUGACGAUUGCGACCCGAAGGAAAUUUUUCAAGCUACCUCGCACCAUUCUUUGGGAGGUAUUGAAUGAUUUGGUGUCGGAAGGCGUAGAUUCUGAGCCAAUGGCUGCUGUCUUGAACGAAUUGGUAGAUAUGUUUCUGUUGAAGAUUGAACAGGUAAAAAACGAAGAGGUGGUGUCGUUUCUUAACCCUGCCUUUCUGGAUAUUAUUAUUGACGUUUGCACCCCUGUGCAAAUCCGAAGUAUCGCGACAGCCCUUAUCGAACGCCUUGAACCAAUACUUAAAAGGGACUUCCGAAUCCCUCUCGUCAUUGCAACGCUCCAUGGGAUGCUUGGGCAACUAGAAUCGAUGCAGAGACACAUGUGGUCCGAAGGCUUCAAGGUACUCCUGCAAGAAGGCAAAGACUGGCCCGAAAGCGAAAGGAUGCGGUGGUGUGAAUUGAUUCAAGACGAAAUUUCAGCUGCAGGAUUUAAUGUUAACGAGAUCCUCGCUGGUCAAGCGCUCUGUCAAAUACCGGCAAAGAAAGCUAUUAGCCAUCGACUGCCUAUGCUCAAAAUAUAUCAAGGACCGAUUACGAUUGGACCUAUGAGUCACGCACUUGGAGUUCUUUUUACAAACAUCUUUCAUGAAUACGGCGUAUUCCAUGGUGCUCGAAAGUCUUCAGUUUGUCGGCUCAGAAGAUCAAUGGCUAGUUCAUCCAGCAGAUACUUACGCCAGAUGGAAUGCUUGGAAAAUUUUCUGGACGGGUACGGACUAAGUAUUUCACGUGAAGAAAAGGAAAGAGAACGCGAAAUAAUCACGGCUCUGGCGAAGCCUGCCAGCCGCGAAGAAGACGCUGUAGCAAAAGCUUUCGUUGUACUCGACGACUAUAUUCCUCAAUUUAUCGAACCACGGAUGGAGCGGCUCUAUUCUCUAGUUGCAAAACUUAGAGAGGAAGGGAUUCCUGAGGUCGUCAUGAAUGCGCAGCCUGCCAUACGGAGAGCAUAUGAAGCACUGCAAGUCCCAAAAAACCGGAACGAUGCUGCCCAGGAUGCGCUGAUGACUCUUGCCACGUUAAAUUGGAAGCCUAAGCCGGUUCCGGAGCAACUCUGCCUUAUCUAUUACCAAACUGUUGCUCGACUUCGCAACAAAGUGCUAAAGCGCUUGACACCUAAGCAGUUGGUUGGCUUUCGACAUCAGCAAUCAGUUGACGACCUGGAGGCGUUCUUGGUCGUCACACCUCUUCUGUACCGACUCCAAGCGAAAAACCUUCAGGGCAUGAAGAGAUCGACGAGCACUGAUUUUUACGAGUGA
Phaeodactylum tricornutum CCAP 1055/1 is the source of this 3975-nucleotide messenger RNA. RefSeq lists its product with no specific name. Gene Ontology annotation, molecular function: adenylate cyclase activity. Bases 1 to 3975 code for a protein of 1324 amino acids. Gene Ontology annotation, biological process: intracellular signal transduction; cyclic nucleotide biosynthetic process. Gene Ontology annotation, cellular component: cytoplasm. The record is from RefSeq and is a predicted model, not a curated record. Lineage: Eukaryota; Bacillariophyta; Bacillariophyceae; Surirellales; Neidiaceae. The transcript has 2 exons.